AUGGCAUUAAUAGGAAAGAGGAGGAACUGGCGAAGAGCCCCUGUCUUCGAAAGCUUCCCAUCAGGCAUCAAGGUCCUGUUCGACCCUCCCGAGGCGACUCUCGAUGUAGUAUUUGUUCACGGUCUUACCGGUGACAGAGAACGAACUUGGACGAGUCCCACACCGGAAGUGCUGACGUUUGGAUACGACGCUUACGUCGUGCGAAAACAUGGCGAAGUUGCCCAAAUUGACAUCUCUCAUCACGCAAAAGACUUGCUCAAUACCCUCGUCAAUGAAAGACAAGACCAUGCGUCAGCUACGAGGCCUAUCAUUUUCGUCGCUCACAGUCUCGGGGGCGUCUUGUGCAAGGAUGCUCUCCGUGCCUCAGAGGUUAGUGGAGACAUGCAUUUAGAAUCAAUUACAAGUUGUACAUGGGGUAUCGCAUUUAUCGGGACGCCGCACGGGGGAAGCUGGCUUGCAACGUGGGCUAAACUCCCUGUCACGAUACUGGAUAUUUUGAAGAGGACAGAUGUAACCCUUUUGUCACUAUUAAAGCCGAAUUCUGAAGUACUGGCUCGAAUACAUGAUGACUUCCUCUCCAUGAUUCGACGACGAGGCUCGGACCACAGACAAAUCGAGAUUGCAUGUUUCUACGAGACUAUGCCUCUACUCGGCAGAGUCCAAAUCGUCGACCAACCCUCCGCUACAAUUCCAGGAUUCAACAAUAUAUCAAUUCAUGCAGAUCACCGAGAUGUGGCACGGUUCGCAUCAGCAGACCAUCCAGGUUGUAAGAGCAUUAUAGGUGUCCUCGGACGCUGGGCGCGACGAGGUGCGGCAGAUGGUGGUUUAAAUGCCGACGCAGAAGCUUUCCUCGAGACACUGUCCUUCUCAGAAAUGGGCGUCCGGCAAGCCAUCAUUGAACGGGCCGAGUCGGGCACGUGUAACUGGAUCUUGCAAAACCCCGCCUACAAGGCCUGGGCAAAUUGUGAGGAUCUAGAUAAAUCACAUGGCCUCCUUUGGGUCAAAGGAAAGCCCGGCUCAGGCAAGAGCACAUUGAUGAAGCACAUUGCCUCCAAAACCCCUAAACCAAAAGGGACAGUCCGACUCGUUUUCUUCUUCAAUGCCCGUGGGACUGAGCAAGAACGAAAUGCCGAGGGAUUAUUCAAAACUUUUCUUCACCAGCUUAUCAAUGAAUCUCUCUUUAUGAGAAAUCGACUCUUAACGCUCUUCAGGAAAAAGAGGGCGAUGGCAGGGAAACGAGGGAUCAUCUGGAGCUCGGCAGAACUGCGGAAUAUAUUCUUUGAUACGGUCCAAUUCAACUCCAGAGCACCUGUGGAGAUCUUUAUCGACGCUUUGGACGAAUGCAACGAUGAGGAGGUCCGCGCAAUCAUUGCUGCAUUCGAAACAUGUGCUGCCGUUUAUAUGGCGAAGGGGUCCCGAAAUCUGAAGAUCUGUUGGUCUAGUCGAUACUACCCGUACAUCAGCAUCGUGCACGGUUUCGAGAUCAAGGUGGAUAACAUGAACCUUGAAGACAUUGCCUUAUACGUGAGCCGCCAUUUGGCCAGAUCGAGACGUCGAGAGUCGCUCCGCUGUCUAGAGCCAAUUAUUGUGAAGAAAUCCAAGGGCGUAUUUCUGUGGGGUGUUCUUGUUGUCAACAAGAUAUGCAAACUUGCUGACAAAGGUCUUCCUAUUGCCAGGAUUCAAAAGGUCAUACACGAUUUACCAGACGAGUUGAGCACGCUCUACAGCGACAUCUUCGCGACCCUUGAUCCUGAAUUGGCGGAGGACACUGCAAGCUUGAUGUACCUCGUCUUGUAUGCUACCAGACCGCUAGACACGGAUGAGCUUCGACUCGGCAUCGAAUUCAUGAGACAAUGCUACCCUGCAGCCUUGCACGACUUCGCAUGUCUAACGGAACAAGUCUCAUACUUUCAGCUCUUCAUUACCGAACUGUCCGGAGGUCUUCUCGAAGUCGUUGACUCUGGUGUGCCCGUUGGUCGUCGACCUCAAUCUUCAGCCGAUUUAGAAGUGAUGCUUGGUGUCAAGGAUUAUGCGCAUGACACAUUACCAGAGGAGAAGAAUCCGCAAGUGCCGACCCAGGAGGAUAGUGACGUAGAAACGAGAUGGAUUGUUCAUGUCAUUCACGAAACUGUCAGGGAUUUCAUGAUGGCCGAUGGUGUGUGCCAUCUUCCCGGGCGUUCAUCGCCUCUGGCAAUGGAUUCGUCUAUGGGGCAUUUCCGCCUCUAUCAAAUGUGCAGUCGUAUAAUAACUACCGACGAGCUGAGCUGCGUCAUCACAGAGCGACAGUGCAACGACUUGUUCACAUCGACUCCAGAUCUAGUUACCAAGGGCUCCCAAUGGCUAGGGACAACAAUCGCAAAAUAUGUCCUGGAGAACAUCUGCUUCCAUCUGGUCAAUUCUGGAUUCUGGGAUCCAGCCUACUUGCGACAGUAUCGCAAACCGCUACCACCAGACCUCAGUAACGAAUUUCGAACAGAGCAUCUCACCCAAGUCUUAUUAAGAUGGCACUGCAUUCGCGUAGCCAGCCAGCGUCCCGCUGGGCGUCGGCAUGCUAUCUUGGGCAACGGCCUCGAGUUCAAUUUUGAUACGGUUCGAUUCGCACAGCCCGUCAUGGAGUCAAUGAAUCUCAGCUGGAACCAGUUUGAUGCCUGUGCCUCGGAUGCACAUAUGUGCUUGUGGACGCUACGUAUGCACUUUGCUUGCACUGGUUAUCACACGCUGCAAGCAGCGGUUGCUGCAGUGGCGCAUCACGGAAGCGAUAGUACAUUAGCAGAAUUUUUACAAUUCCAUAAUCGGCGGCGGGCGCAUCAGCGCCUUGGUCCGCUUGAGAUCUCGCGACUAGGGGUCACACCCUUGCAGAUGGCAGUGGAUUCUGGCAGGCCUCCGGUUGUGAAGAUGUUGCUAGAACAUGGCGUGUUGAUAAACCCAUCCGGUUCAAUAUGGGGUAAAACACCGCUCGGGGUCGCCGUGGAGAGAGGAAUGUCGUCCAUCGUCUUCGAAUUGGUUAAGCAUGGUGCAAAUGUGAAUCUGCCAUCCAACUUUAGGCUCCCCUUGAUCAGUGCUGCGUCUCAGGGCUACUCGGACAUUGUGCAGAUGAUGUUGGACCACGGAGCAGAUGUCCACGCGAAAUCUGAUGAAGGACAGAAUGCUUAUGAGGUGGCAUUACAGGCAGGUCAUGUCAAGAUUGCCGAGAUGCUCAAGGAUCUGGUCGCGGAAGAUGAAGACCAGAACACCAAGUCCACGAUAGACCUGGCGACCGCCCCUGUGCACUAUGAACAAUCACAAGCGGAGCACCCGACGGAGACAGGGGCUUUUCAGCCGUUUAAAACCCCUCAAUCUCAAGAAAUAUGUGCAGAGUCCUCAUCGGCUCAGCAAUUGGAGACACAUAUGCUUAUGCAAGGGGAAGAUUGA
Rhinocladiella mackenziei CBS 650.93 is the source of this 3411-nucleotide messenger RNA. RefSeq lists its product as uncharacterized. The coding region runs from base 1 to 3411 and encodes 1136 amino acids. The transcript has 2 exons. NCBI's taxonomy places the organism in Eukaryota, Fungi, Ascomycota, Eurotiomycetes, Chaetothyriales, Herpotrichiellaceae. Gene Ontology annotation, molecular function: protein binding. The record is from RefSeq and is a predicted model, not a curated record.